AUGGCAAGGCAUGGGCUGAUGGUAAGACUCACGCUGGUGCACAGGAUGGUGCUGUCGCACGUGCGCACCAUCCCGGAGCUGCUGCUGCUGGGGUCCGGGUCGCAGUCGGUGAAGCGGCUGCCCAUCUUCUCGUUCCUGGUGCGCCACCCGCGCGGUACCUUCCUGCAUCACAAUUUCGUGUGCGCCGUGCUCAACGAUGUGUUCGGCAUUCAGGCUCGCGGCGGGUGCGCGUGUGCGGGACCCUACGCGCAGGACCUGCUGGGCAUCGACGAGGACCUCGCCGCUGAGUACGAGGCCGUGCUGCUCGAGGACAGCAGGCGCCUGGACCGCACGCACCUGCGCCGCCAAGAGGAGCACUCCAACUUCGAGAUGCUGCGGCCGGGCUUCGCGCGCAUCUCGCUGCCCUUCUUCAUGGGCGACGCCGAGGUGGCGUUCGUGCUGGAGGCGCUGAAGAUGGUGGCGACGGAGGCGUGGAAGCUGUUGCCGCAGUACAUCCUCAACCCGGAGACCGGCGAGUGGCGCCACCACACCAACUCGGCUGGAGAAGGGCAGUCGCAAUUUGCAUGGCAGGACGCACCGCCGCGCCGCCGAGGGGGUGCCGGGCGGGGCCGGGACAGGCGGGGUGGCCGGAGGGCGGCGCUGACGGCCUGGUCUCCCGUUCAGGUGUUCCGCGACCGCAAGUGGCUGGGCCACAUCCGCUACGUGGACGGCAAGAUGACGGUGAACGAGCGGCGCGUAUCGGGCUGCGGCACCUUCCCGCAGGACCACGCUGACGUGCUGCAGACGGCUCGCAACAUCUUCAACAAGGCACGCAAGGUGGGUCCACAGCCUGUAGAGCUUCUAAGGGCAGAGGGCAGUGCCCGACGCCGCUCUGACGAGCGCGCGCUUGCGUGUGCCUCGCAGCUGAGGCCCGUGCUGAGCAGUCGCGUGCGCUUGCAGAUGGCGCAGCGCUACCCGCUGGCCGACCAGUGCGUGAUGUUCGACGCGCAGACGGAGGGCCUGCGCUGGUUCAUGCUGCCGAGCGAGGCGCAGGAUCUACUGCUAGGCAACUCGCACAACGUGAAGCACGACGUGCCCUUCCAGCCCGCGGUGUACGGCGGGUCUCGCGGCAGCGUGUCGGAGGGGUCGCCCGCGCCGUCGGUGCCCACGUCGGCGCCCAGCCCCGUGCCACCCGCCGCCUCGCCCAAUGGCCUACCGCCCGCCGCGGUAGCCGUGGCGGCAACGCGCGCUCAGCAGGCGCGGGCGGCGGCCGCGGACGCCCCGCCCACGCCCCCUUCCCCGCCCACGCGCACGCCCCCGCCGCGCCUGGCCUCGCCCCGCCACUCUAGCCUGCCCUGCAUCGACAAGCACUUAAGCGCUCCGCUGCAGCCGCUUCCGCUCUCCGACAGCUGUGACGGCGCCUUCGCCGCAGGGAUCGGCGGCGGCGCGUCGUCGGGCGAGCAGGCGGCGCUGCAGCAGCCGGUGACGCUGCUUCGGCCGCUGCACUUCGCGGUGGGCGAGGCGGUGACGCCGCCGCCGCUGCUGACGUCUCCGCUGGCGCGCAGUCCCGUGCACGCGCACGCGCCCCACUUGGCGUGCGCGCACUCGUUUGGGGGCGGCAGCCGCACGCGCUGCCACUCGCUGGGCUCCUCGUCGCAAGUGUCGCCGCCGGUGCUGAGCCCCGUCACCAUGGCCAACCUGGGGCUGGUGGCGCCGGCCGUGGCUUGCGACGCCCGCGCCAGCGCCAGCACGUUGGCCGGCGCAGGGCGCGCUGCGCACGGCGUCGCGAGGGGCGCCCCGGCCGCCGCCGGCCGCCGCUCCUGCAGCAGCCAGACCGACCUGCACUCGCUGGAGCUGGGCGCGGCCGGCGGCGUUUCGCCGCUGUCCUCGCUGGGGCUGCUGCAGUUGGCCGCGGGCUCCUACAACGACUGCUCCACGCUCGGCCACCCAGCCCACCAUCCUCACCACCCUCUACACGCGCUCCACCCUGCGCCCUCGCAGAGCCCCGAGGACCUGCACGCCUACGUCAACGAAGUCACUAAGCAGAUCACCGCCGAGAUCAAGUCGGAGAUUCGCGAAGUCAUCUCCAAGGUAGAGGACGUGCUUUCCGACAGCGGCGAGCCACACCUGAACGGCUACGAAAAGACGCGGUCCAAUUCCGGCAGCAGUGGCGGGGGCGGCGACAACGGCAUACCGUCGCCCUCUCCUUCUCCUGCCCCCUCGCCUGCCGUCACGUUCCCUACUUCUCUUCCCAACCUGCCAGUCACCCCCGCCGCCGAUUCCGCCCGCGCCUCCACCCCCGCCUCUAACGGCGGCGGCGGGCCCGUGUCGGCCCUGGAGGUCGCCGAAUACCUAAUGGGCAUGUCCCGCGAGAUGGCGUCUGAGAUGAAGUCUGAGAUCCGUGAGAUGGUAAGCGCGGUGGACUGCUUGAUCUCCCCAGAUUACAGCGGCGCGCACCACCACUACCACCAGCAUGCAUGCACGGCGCCGCGGCCCGGCUCUGCGGCGUCGGGCGCCGCCUCCCCGCGCUCGCCGCGCUCCCCGCGCUCGCCCACGUCGCCGCCGUCCGCCACCGCCACCUCGCCCGACCCGUCGUCCGCGCCCGACGUCUCGCUCGCCGGGCCCUCGCCCUUCCUCUCCAGCAAGGCUGUUUCUUUAUUGACUGUAAGCGGCGCGUGCUUGGGUGCUCAGGUGGCCGAUCUGGCGGGCGAGCGCACGCAGAGCAGCGAGUGCUCCAGCGACGAGACGGUGAUCCACGUGAUGGCCGGGCGCGAUCCGGCGGGCACGGCAGCGUCGUCGCCCGCGGGCGGUGGUGGCGCGGGCGCGGACCCGGGCGCGGGCAGCGGCCGCUCCGAAGAAGACGGCGAGGACGGCGACGGCUGGGAGGACGACGCCACGUGCGGCGCCGCCGGCGCCACCAGGCACGCGUUGCUCGUGCGCUCCACCAUCAACAGCGUCAGCUCGCAGGACAGUGGAAUCAAUCUCACCUUCCAUGAGUCUGAUUCAUCCUCACCAGGCAACACUUUGGCAAAAGACUGUACUGGUGCUCGGCGACGCAAAACCAAUCUAAGUGCAGGCAGUACAGGAGGUGUGGGAUCUUUACAGCAACUGAGUCGAGCUGCACUUGAUUUGAGACGGCGCUGUGAUGUUGGCAGUUGUUAUGUGACUGAAGAAGAACUGUCAGAAAGGACUGCAGAGGCAGAGGAAACUGCAACAGUGACUUUAAGUGUGGUGGGUCUCGAAAAUGGCGUGGCUCGAUGGCAUUGCCCCCCGAAGGCUAUCUGGAAACCUGCUGUUGAGGCACUUCAAGAAUUUGAUAUGAUACGUGAUGGCGACAGAGUCAUGGUGUGUUUAUCAGGAGGAAAAGACUCUCUUAGUUUGUUGCAUACUUUGCACCAAUACCAGUUUUAUGCUAGAGCUAAAGGUGUUCACUUCAUCCUUGGUGCUGCAACUGUAGAUCCUGGAAGUACAGCAUAUGACCCUCGGCCUCUAAUUCCCUAUAUGGAAUCUUUGGGUGUACAUUAUCUAUAUGAAGAACAACCUAUUUUGCAACAGGCAGCUGCACUUGACAGAUGUACUUCUGUAUGUAGUUUUUGCAGUCGAAUGAAGAGAGGACGAUUGUAUGCUGCUGCUAGAAAGCAUGGUUAUAAUGUGCUUGCUCUAGGGCAACAUCUUGAUGAUUUGUCAGAAAGUUUUCUCAUGUCUGUGUUUCACAACGGAAGAUUACGUUCCAUGAAAGCUCAUUACUACAUCAGGGAGCGUGAUUUGAGAGUGAUCAGACCAUUUGUUUAUGUGAGAGAGAAAGCUCUUCGCCAAUUUGCAGAAAGUAGAAAAUUACCUGUCAUUCCAGAAAACUGUCCUGCAUGUUUUGAAGCACCAAAGGCAAGUUUUAGAAUAUUUUUUGAACGUCAUCGCAGCAAACAACUUUUGGCACAACAAGAAAUAUUAUUUCCUAAACUCUUUUGGAGUCUACGAUCUGCUCUUCAUCCCCUUAUUAGUUUCCGAUACACAGGGGAAGAAAGCCGACAAUACAUGCGUCAUCGCAAACACUCGCAGUCGCAUGCUGCAGGUGCACCAACAGAAGUAGAUGAUAGCUCUGACACAGAUGAGGAACCUGUUGCAUAGAAAAUUAUGCAUUUAAUUUCCAGAGUAAAAUUGUAUUGCCUAAAAAUUAUUUGAGGUUUGGAAAUUGAGGUAAGUGUUACUGGAAAUAGUACCACUCACUAGCAUUGUUGCAAAAAACAAAACAAAAAUGUAUGUUGGAAACAUGAAUGCUGGCAAAAGUGCUGCUUUAUUUGUGUAUUAUGCUUAAUGUGAAGGUGUUUUGAAGUUGCCAUUGCAUUAGGAAUGGUUUAAUAUUAGUAACAAGGUGCUAAAAGUGUUUGAGAUUUUAGAGUUAAUUGUUGAAUUAUGAUUAUGUAAAUUUUUACUAGAAGAAUUAAUUACUCUGCAGCAAAUGUGCUGAAUGAUAUGUGUAAAUUACAGACUUGAUAUUGCUACAUGUUGUUAUGGUAGGUGAUGAACAGCAGUUUCAAGGUUUUUGAUUAAUGAAAUGAAAAUUUGUUUCAGAAAUAUUAUUUGCAACUUUGCACUAUAUCCAGCAAAACUUAAACUUCAAAUAAACCUCAAAUGUUACAAUUGUGAAACUGUUAAAUGUGAAAUUACUUUAUUUAUCUUAUAGUCAUCAUAAUAUUCGAAUAUAUUUUGAGUGCUGUUUGAGUAAGUGAAUUGAUUUAGAUGUCUCAAGUACUCAGUUGUAGGUCAUCACUGUUUUUGAUUUUUUUGGUGUUAUUUGCAUUAUGUACAUCAUAUUGAUGUUGUCAUCAUGCUGAUAGAAACUUAUAUAAUAACAUAGACAUAUUUUACAACCCAGUCAGAAUUAUGAAGAUUUGGAAACCAGUUAGUUUUGUUAGUUAUGUUGACUAUGUUAACAGUGUUCGAAAUCCUAUUGUACAAUUGUGUUAUUAAUGUGUUGUAUAUUUGCUGUUAUAUAAGUAAGAUUGUACAAAGAGAAGGCAGUUCUGUCAUUUUUGCAUCAAUUUUUGGAUGAUGCAGUAAUGAAUGUGUAGUGUUGCAGUGAAAAUGGACAAGUGCAUUUUGUGUAGGUAAGAAGAUCUAGUUCAUUACAAAAUUAAGUUCCUUGUGUAAAGAAACUCAUUUUGAUAUGCCUUUCUUAAUCUACAAUAUUGAUUAUUAUUAGUUUUAUAUGUUAUGUAAAAUGUUUGUACUGAUGGUGACACAAUAAGACUUCAAACAGUGUAUGCUCAAGGUUCUAUUUUAAGAAUUUUGCCAAUGCUCUUUUACAUUUUAUACUGUUGAAGAAAAUUGUGAAAAUGCAUGUGGAGUCACUGUUCCUCCUGUGACCAUACCAAUUUUAGACUGAAAAAUAUAUUCUUUUAUUGGUUGGCUGUGGUAGUAUUACUUUAUGUGGUCUCAUUUAGUUACAUCUUUUUUGUGACUCCUUACAAAAAUGUAAUAAGUUAUAGUCUGGGCUGUUUACAUUAAGAAAUGUGUUUUGUACUAAAUCACUUUACUUAUGUUUAGGAUUCAGGGAAAUUACUGUCUGCUUGAUUGGUGUGUACAUUAUUAUGUACAUAAAGUAUCAUCUUUCUAAUCCCUUCCAAAACACAUCUGUUGAAAAAAUAAAAUUCAUUUAUUUGUCAUUAAUAAAAGUGUGAGUGGUGAGAAGAUGUCCAUAUUCAUUGCUGGAGUGAAAGUUAUUAACUCCUAAUAAUUAAUUUUCUUGGAGCAUACAAUUUCAAUAAUGUUAGAAAUGGAUUUUGUAUUUAAUUAUUCAAUAAAAAUUUCAUCAUGUGUCAUAAUACAUUUGUGAAGAAAGUGAAAUGUAAUGUGGAAAAUUGUACUCAGUUUUUUCGCGAGUAAUUUUCAGAAAAAAAAAAAAAAAAUUUGGAAAGCAUCGAAAUUCAGUUUUCCUUUCUACGAAAUGACUAUUAUCCACUAAUUAAAACUUUCAGAAAGUUUUGGAGCACGAAAAUGAAAACCUGUUUUGAUGGCCAACAUCAAUUCAAAUUGUAAUCUUGCAAAACUAAUAGAGUGACAUCAAAUUUUAUACAAGAAUAUCCAAGGUUUGUCUUUUUAGAAAGGCUCUUCACCCAAACCAUUAGUUUCAGAAACAAGAUAUGCAUUUCAGUUCAGUUCUUUUGAAAAUAGUAGAUAAUAUAAAAAGUGUACAACAUAAGUAUAUUAAUUGAAGCAAAAAAGAAAAGAAAAGUAUGACUAUCUGCGAUAAGAAGCUGAAAUGUUCCCCCAGCUCAUUAUUAAUAUGGUUUAUAAAAUUUUUUAUGAGGAAGUCAAGUAAAGGCAAUUUUCUCAGCUUGUAAUUUGGAUGGUGCAAUGAUAUAAUAGCAUUAAAUGCAUCACUGCUUGAUUGCUAUUAAAUGUAAACCCGUCAUGGACAGAUCAGUGUCUUCAGGGAGAAAACAAGUGGGAGCUAUCAGCUUAACAGAGAAAAUUUAAUUUUUUCAACAUAAUUUUACCAAAUCCAAGGAAAUGUUUCUGAAUAGCAUCCUGUAAAGUGAAAGAAGUAUCAAAUUAAAAACAUUUAUAUUAGUUCUUGGUUUUAGAUUCGAGAUAUACAUGGAAAUUAUUUUUAUAUUCAGGAAUAAUAAAACUGCAAAUUUUCCUGGGUUAUUUUAUUUGUAUUGUAUUUUUUUAUGCUCUUUUUAGUAUUGUGCAGAAUUAUUAAAAUUCCAAGAGAAACCCAGAGGAACAUAUUACUAGUUUUGUCAUGUUAAAAAGGAAGUAAACCUGUUGGUAUUGUGACAAUUAAAAUUGUUGGAAGUGCAACCCUGUUUUUCACACGUACAUGACAGUACUUUCUCUUUACAGUACAUUUUUGUGAAAGUACAGCUGCAAAUUAAUAGCUUAUCAUAUGAAGCUGGAUCAGAGUUCAUUUGAUAGUUGUGGAGUGCUUUGCAGUAUGACAGUCAAGGAUUGGGUGCUUUCCACAAUGUGAUAGCCAUUUUUGGUUAUUGUUAAAUGUGUGAUGUUUGAUGAUACUGCACCGAAUAGCUAAGAAUAGAUUGUACACUUCAUGUUUCUACACUCUGUAGUUCUUGGCAUCUAUAUAAACAUUGCAAUGCUUUCACAUGUGUGUUAUUAGACGUGUUCGUGUAAAAUAUUCCUGUUUAUGUAGUUAAGGUGUUAAGAAUAUAUUUAUUAAGUUUGUUUUAUGUGAUUAAUGUAAUUUAUUUCAAGAGAUUUUAUUUUCUGUAAUGUAUGAGUGAAGUAUGCUUUGGAAUCUGUAUCUUUCAUUUAUGCAUUGUUUUAUUUUCUGCUUGUGUUCCACAUCAUGGACUGUGAAUGAAGAAUAAAUGAGGUUGGAAAUGUUUAUUGUUGGCAAAAUAACAUUAGGAUGUUAAGAGCUUUGAAAUAUAUACUCUCAUCUUUGUUAAGUAUAAUUUUGGGUAUAUUAUUUACCUAAUACAUUUAUUGUACAAAGUAAAAUGCCUUUGUAACUUGUGAAGAUAUAAUGUCCUUAUUUUCUUAUCAUUUGAUGAGAUGAUACGGAUUUUGUCAAAGAAUGUUAUAGAAAUAAAUCUACAAAGAAUAUUCCAGUUGUAUUUUUAUUGUGUUUG
Molecule: messenger RNA, 7577 nt
Organism: Gryllus bimaculatus (two-spotted cricket)
Lineage: Eukaryota; Metazoa; Arthropoda; Insecta; Orthoptera; Gryllidae
Source: the annotation of a GenBank genome assembly